Messenger RNA from Microcebus murinus (gray mouse lemur), 1886 nucleotides. RefSeq names its product phorbol-12-myristate-13-acetate-induced protein 1 (gene PMAIP1). The record is from RefSeq and is a predicted model, not a curated record. Gene Ontology annotation, biological process: apoptotic process; release of cytochrome c from mitochondria; DNA damage response. Gene Ontology annotation, cellular component: mitochondrion. Lineage: Eukaryota; Metazoa; Chordata; Mammalia; Primates; Cheirogaleidae.
CCCGCGGAAGGAGCUGGCGCGCUCGGGCGCUCCGUGCGUCUAGUGUCCCGGUCCCGCCGCCCCGACCCGCCGGUCUGCCCGCGUGCAGCGCGCCCCGCAGACGCCCGAGGUGCUCGGGUUGGGAGACUGAGACCCGGGGUCUGCAGCAGAGCUCGCGGUGGCACUUGCCAAGAUGCCCGUGAAGAAGGCGCGCAAGAACGCGCAGCCGAGCCCGACGCGGACUCGGGCAGAGAUCGAAGAAGAAUGUGUUCUUCAACUCAGGAGAAUCGGAGACAAACUGCAUUUCCAGCAGAAACUACUGAAUUUGAUAGUCAAACUUUUCCGCUCAGGAACCUGACUGACUGCAUCAAAAACUGCAUUGAGGAGACUCCUUCAAAAGGGAAGUUUCCCAAAGUAGGUACAAAUUUCAUCAAUUAGAAGACAGAUCUCACUGUAAUUGAAAGGAAUGAGGAGGAUUCAUUUGCUUUUGGAUGCUCUUGGAAAUGGAAGAUGGGAGUACAUCAAAAAUGAAUUUCUGGUGGAGGUUUCCCAGCUGUCAUUCUUUGGGAUAUGAGGACAUUAUAAAACCUUUGUUUAUUUGAAUGCAAGAAUGGAAGAACCUUGAAAAUAGGGGAGUAAUUACUGAUACAUUUCUUUUAUACUUAUAGAGUUAUUCUAGUAUUUUUUCUGAAGGUUACUGCUCAACCUGGUGUAAAAGGAGUUGACAAAUAAGAUUAAGACUGGAAGAAACAGUUCAGUGUUGUUUUUGGUUUUUAUAUUUUUAUUUUUUAUUUUUUUGCUUUUCAAUGUCAACUCCAGAGCAAUGUUUAUUGUUUAGUUUAUUAAUCUUGUUAAAAGAACAAAUUUCAUUCUGAGAACACUGAAUGUCAUAGUGAAUGUUUAUUUCAUAGGUCACUACAUAAUGUAAAAUAAGUUGAUAAUUUGUUACCUUUUAUUCAAAUUGUAUUGCUUCUAUUCCUAUUCCCUUUCAUUAAUGUGUUCCUGGGAGCAUCAAUUGGAAAGUAUGGAAAACUGGAAAAUAACUUGGAAAAAAUUGAAUUUUAUAGGAAGUAAAACUGUUGCAGAUAGAACAUUACAUGGUAAAAGAGCAUGUGGAUUUUGUAUAACCAGGGAAAAUGAAAAAGAUAAUCAUAGAAGUUGAGCUUUUAAGUGAUGUAAUUAAAACUUGGUAAGAAAAUAAAUGUGUUUCUAAAGAAGUUUCUAAAAAUUUGUAAAAUGCCCCUUUUCAUAUUAGUCUGUGCAUCUCCUAUGGAAAGUGAUCUUUUAAAAUAAAGAAUAUUUUCAUAAUUAGAAUAUACAUUUCUUAAAAAUGUGGGAAAGAUAUUUCUCAUCCCAGAAUGAAAAUCCCAUGUAUACAUACAUGAAUAUAUAUGUACACACACAUACAUACGUAAUAUGGAUAUCCAUACAGAUAAUUUGUAUUACAGUAUUAUGUAGAUUGUUAGAAGAGUUUCCUAAGUUUCAUUUUUUUUAAUAUGGGCUAUAAUCAAAGUCCUCAAAUACGUAAGAAAUAAUGUCAUGAUUGAAUUUCAGCAGGAAUAACUUUUAUUUAUUUUACAUAUUUAUAAUUAAAAUAUUUUUGUUUUGUUUGAACACGUAUUGAGGUUGCAUUUUUGAGUUAUGACACAAAGGUUUUAUAACUAUUUGAAUUUUUACAGUAAGAAUAUCUUAAUAUGGUCUGUGGUCACUUUUGAUGGAAAAUUACCUCACAUUUGCUUCUUCAGUAUUAAGGCUGUUUAUUUAGUUGGAAAGAUGUUUUUUUUCCUGCCUAGAGGUAGAUAUUUUGCCAUAUGGGUAUUUAUGGUCUGUAACUGUAUUUAAAUGUAUAUGCACAUGUGAAAGUCGAUAUGUUGGCAGUAUAAAACUAUUAAAAGUUAUCACCAUUC